Xiphias gladius (swordfish) is the source of this 4896-nucleotide messenger RNA. RefSeq names its product membrane bound O-acyltransferase domain containing 2b (gene mboat2b). The record is from RefSeq and is a predicted model, not a curated record. The coding region runs from base 175 to 1698 and encodes 507 amino acids. Gene Ontology annotation, molecular function: acyltransferase activity. Gene Ontology annotation, biological process: lipid modification. Gene Ontology annotation, cellular component: membrane. The transcript has 13 exons. Lineage: Eukaryota; Metazoa; Chordata; Actinopteri; Istiophoriformes; Xiphiidae.
GACCGACAGGCUGAGGAGGAGGAGGAGGAGGAGACAGGAAGAGACAGGAGGAAGGAGCAUCAUCAGGACACACAGACACCCGGACAGACCGGGGAAUCACGGAGCCUCCGCCGCCGCCUCGAAGCCGCUGCAGCCGGACACAGACACAGCAGACCCGGCCGCACGCACGGAGCCAUGGCCGCCGAAGGCAGCCGAUCCACGGCCUGCACCGGCUCCAGCCUGCUGCAGCCGGUCAGCGAGAUCACCGACCUGCCGCUGGACCAGGUAAACUUUGUGGUGUGUCAGCUCUGUGCUUUGCUGUCGGCUUUCUGGUUUCGUCUCUUCCUCCAUCCCAGUAAAACCGGUCCCUUCAUCAGACAUGUGGUGGCGACUCUACUGGGACUCUACUUCGCUCUAUUCUGCUUCGGCUGGUACGCUCUUCACUUUCUGGUUCAGAGUGGACUCACCUACGGCAUCAUGAUCCUGACCGGAGUCGAACACAUGCACAAAUACUGCCUGCUGGUGGCUCUCAGCUAUCUGAGUCUGUGUCAGAUCACUCGGGUCUACGUCUUCGACUACGGCAUGUACUCAGCCGACUUCACCGGCCCCAUGAUGGUGAUAACACAAAAAAUCACCAGCCUGGCGUUUGAAAUCCAUGACGGAAUGGCACGAAAAGAGGAACAUCUGACCCCAGGACAGAAGAUUUUGGCAAUAAGGAGGAUGCCCAGUCUGCUGGAGUACUUCAGCUACAACUGUAACUUCCUGGGGAUCCUGGCCGGACCCACCUGCUCCUACAAUGACUACAUCGCCUUCAUCGAGGGAGCCCCUCGCCGCCACAGAGACCGGGAGGCUGACAGGAAGUCCAACGGCGAGCUGAGGAAGAGCGAGCCCUCGCCAAACACGGAGGUCGUCCGUAAAGUGGCCACCUCCUUCUUCUGCCUCCUGGUCUUUCUGUCGGUGUGUAAAGUUUUCCCCGUGGAACGAAACAUCGACGACGACUUCAUCGCCAAUACGCCGUUCUACGCUCAGCUGGUCUACCUGUACCUGUCCAUGCUGACCACCAGACCCAAGUACUACUUCGUCUGGACACUGGCUGACGCCAUCAACAAUGCCGCCGGCUUCGGCUUCAACGGCUACGACAGCGACGGCUCUCCCCGCUGGGACCUCAUCUCCAACCUGAGGAUCCUCAACAUCGAGUUUGCCACCAGCUUCAAAGUUUUCCUGGACAACUGGAACAUUCAGACAGCACACUGGCUCAAACGGGUGUGUUACGAGCGAUGUCCCUACCACCCGACAGCGGCCACCUUCAUCCUCUCAGCCAUGUGGCACGGAGCUUAUCCAGGCUACUACCUCACCUUCCUCACCGGCAUCGUCAUCACGCUGGCUGCCAGAGCGGUCAGACACAACGUUCGGCCUCACUUCCUUCAAUCACCCUCCCAUAAACUGGUCUAUGAUGUCAUCACGUGGGCGGCCACUCAGAUCGCCAUCUGCUACACAGUGGUGCCUUUUGUCCUGUUGUCUGUCGGUCCAUCGAUAAAGUUUUACAGGUCCUGGUACUUCAGUCUCCAUAUCGGCUGCAUUCUGCUGGCCGUGGCAUUGCCGGUCAAACCGAGACAUCUCCGCCUCAAAGACCGGCAGAAAAACUUCCCCAAGGAGCUGGUCCAGCACCACCUGGAGGCUACAGACAGCAACUGCAGCCAGAAGGAAAAAACCACAUGAAACAGACGACAAAGAGCGAUCACGUACAACGUUAUACUUACAUUCACUUGUAUAGAAAGACGAGGAGGCGAACCACAUCAAACGGACCUUCCUCCUGUCUGGCAAACAGACACACAAUGGUCAAGUUAAAAUACUGUAUUAUUUGGAUUCAAGGGACAAGGGAUACAAAAACUGGCCCUGAACUUUGAAGGGCUGUGUUGUACUUGAUGAAGCGUUUCCCACAAAACAACAGCCAGGAUAGCAUCUGGACUCCAAAAACCAACAGAAGUGAACGUUUUUCUGGGACAGUUCAGUGUAUAUAUAUAUAUAUAUAUACUGAACUGUCCCAGGUGGUCAUAUCAUGGCCACCUGUGUAGUGUUAAACUGACUCAAUUUUCUUUCUGGUCAGAGACCUGCUGACUGUCCAUCUGCAGGAAUGAAGGCAUAAAGGGAGGAAUAACUGAGAGGAUGACUGAGGAAAUGACGGAACGGAUGAUUAAACGAGAUCAUAUGAGAAGACAGAAUGCGCAAGUGGAUGACUAAAUAAGUCGUGUGAAUACGAGUUACGUGAAUGAAUGAAUGAGCAGGCCAGUGAGUUAGUGCAUUAAAAAAGUCAGUGAAUGAGCAAAGAAGCAGAAGAAAAAGAUCUUUUCUCCUCCACAUUCCUCUGAUUUCACAGACUGACCGUCAUCGUGUUAUAAUCUAUUAAACCACAACAUCACAGUAUGUAUAGAAACGAGUUUUGGAAAAAAGUGCCAAUGAUUCUUCCACUCAGUCGCCUUAGUUGUUUUGUUUUGUUUUUUACAAGAAAAAGAAAAAUACUAUUUACUGUUUCUUGAUGUGUGCGUGGUGAGGAGGGUGUCGUGUUUACAUCUGUAGAUGUCAGUUUUUGUCAAGUAGUCAUUUAUGUAAUCAGUACCACUUUUCUGAUAAGACACCAAUUAUAAUGGUAUUUAAGCUGUAAUGAAUGGACUUUUAAUGGUUAGUAAAUCAUUCACUAAUGCUUCAUAUAGCAAUUAUAAGCCAUUAACAAGUUUUGGGUUUCCAGGUUGUGGAAAAUCUUCCUACAGCCUGACACUCUACAUUUGUACUAUUUUGUUAAUGAAUGCUUAUACCAUAAUAGAUCUGCAGUUGUAAAUGUUAAUAAGCAGUUUAUAAAUGGAUUUUGGUCCAGAUGUCCUGCAGCUCUUUUCCCGAAGACAAGUGGUCAAACAGUCCAUUGGAGACGUCUCCCUAAUGAAAUAAAGAGAUAAAGAGACAAACAAAACCAACCCAAAUGGUGUUCUUAUCAAUGGCUUAUAACUGAUCGGCCAUUCAUUAGUGAAUGAUUUAUUAACCAUUAAUAAAGCCACUAAUGACCGCUCAUAAACCCUUAAUAAAUGGUGCCUUAUCAGAAAGUGGUACCAUGUAAUUUAUGUAAUUCAAACAGACGUGCUUUGGUGUAAGAUGUGUGGAGAUAUAGACUGAAGAAGAAAAAAACUCUUCACAAAUUUUAAGAAAUAAGCUCAAGCGCUGCUAUAAGCUGAAGUGCUGCUCAAAUUAGGUCCAAUGAAGGGGUUAGAGAGUUGGGUUCAGCUAAUAGUUCAGCGUAGAAGCUAAAAAUGUUUGGUACAGGUACUGCUAAUGGUUCAGAUGAGUUUCUGAAAUAAAUUUGGGUGAAAUAAGCCAACCCCUCCUCCCAGCUGUAGCUGCAUCUGGUUAACUAAAGGCUUGAUGUUGGGGCUAAAAAAAGCCCGGUUCAGGUCAGAUAAUCGGGUGCCUGCUGUUUGCGAGCAGUUACGACACAGAUCGGCAUUGAAACUCAAACUGUGAACCUACUGUUCAGUGUUAAAGCUAUUUAAUGGUUACGUUUAACGGACAAAACAGUUUGUUUCAGGUUAGCAGCUCCGUUAGAAAACACAGAAAGUCGCACUUUUGGUUUCGUUUACCUAUUGGGCAUUUUUUUUUUUUUUUUUUUUACACUUUAUAUGAUUGAUCAGAAAAAUAAUCGGCAGAAUAAUUGAUACCAAAAAUAACUGCAGCCCUAGAAGAUUGUGUUUCAGGUAAGCUGACUCUUCAUUGACGAAUUGAAUCCAGUUGGUUCAGGGUAGCUAAUGGUUAGACAACAACAGCUAACAGGACCCAGUUGGUUCAGUUUGGCCACUGAAUAAACAGUAUGUUUUAGCUGAAGUUACUCUCCAGCAGCUUUAGAAAUUAGUUUCACUUCAGCUGGAUAUUUGGGUUUCAUACAUGAAACGAUUUAAUUCUUCUGCACCAACUCCCUACUCCAGUAAUAUUUGUAAAAUGUCAUAUCAUGCCAUGUGAGUGCCAACACUGCGUGGUCCUGUAGGCCUGUGUGCGUUCCGUUAAAUUCUGUUACCACGUUACUGUCUUUCCCUGACUUUCCAUGAUUCCCUCUACCCAUCCUGUCUCGCUGAUCUCUUGGUGUUUUUCAUCAGGGUCCAGGAAACCUGGUUACGAGAGGAAAAAAAGGACAUUUUGGAUUCAGCGUUACUUUCUUUAUGUUUGUAGUUGUGUCUCCUUUGUCAAAUCAGGAAAACACAUUUCUUAACUUUCCUGUAUGUUUUCCUGUUUCCACCGAUGACUAUAUAUAAAGAUGGACGACGUGACGGCUCCCGAAAGUGAAGCUAAAACAUCUCGAUCGCCCCCUGGUGGCUGGCUGCAGUACAGGUCAUAAACCCCGCCCCCUCCACGUUAGCGCAUGGGACACGGGUCCAACCAAAAAAAUCAAGGUACACAUCAAACGAUGGGUUCUCUCAUUUUAGGUAGUUCUUAUCACGUAUGUUGGAGUCAAGUUCGGUUUUAAUAAGUUAUUUGAUGAUAUAAAAGGGGGCGUGGCGUCACGAUCGACAGCUGUGUGUUUGCUCGCGAUUGAGUCGGGCGGGCGUGUGGGCGGGACCUCGAGAACGCGGCCCGACCCGCCGAACGCCCUGUAUCGGGGAUAUUUUGGCUUCAUUUUUGUACAGUGGGAGGACGUGGAGCCACCUCGUCCAUCUUUAUACACAGUCACUGUUUUCCAGAUUUGUAGUUUUGUGUUUAUUUCUUUAAUUUUCAUGAGAGCUGGUUGAGGAUGUGACACUGCUGAUAAAUACAUACACUGUGGUGAUUGUUUGAGAUCAUACACGACAAUUAGUGUUCUCACACCGAGCCAGCCACCUGUCUGAAGGUCUGAUACGGACAAUAUGUUUGUUUGUUUUUUGUAAAUUAUGUGAUUAAACC